AUGGGCCGUCAAUGUCGCAACCCCUAUAUCCAGUCACCCAGUGGAAGUGACUACCCUGGAACAGACAGUGACGCUGAUAGCGAAUCUGAAACAGAUAUUACCGAGCCCGAGGACAAUGCAGCUCAGCCAGAGCACGCUAAUGAUGCUGCCUUACUUUUCGCAGACAACGAGCACCCACCGGAGUACUACAUCAAGCAACUUAGUACCUUUGACGAGGAAAUUUACACACAGGAAGACUACGGGAAAGGCACCACGACCCUUCUCGACCGCGUUGAAGAAAAAUGGACCCAGUUCUGUUAUUUUAUUCGAAAGGAGCCCGACGAGGAAUACCAUCGUAUAUCGAUUCCGAUUCUAUAUAACUUCCUCGACUGGACCCUCAAUCUGCGACGCGGCAAGAACGGAAGAAGGCUUCCAGGUAUCAAGUGCAAAAGCUCCUUGGAUACGUUCUGGAAAGUCUUUCGACUAGUAUAUGAAAGGUCCACAUCAAAAAAAAUCGGGAAUCAAAUGAACCGUCAGAUGCGACGAGUGAUUCGAAGAUUAGCCAAAAAGUACAAAUUGGCGGAAAAAGGGAGGGAUAAGCCGCCUAUGGAUGUUCAGGAUCUGGCCAAGGUAGUGGAAACCGCCAUCAGCACAACUGAGAAAAAGUUCGGGCAUGGGCGCCACCGCAUAGAGCUUGGACUUUUCCUGCAACUUGCAGGUCUCACAACGAACCGACCACAGGCCAUUCUGAAUCUGCGAUACCGUCACAUCCAAGUCAGCCUCUUGCGCGAUCCACGAGGCGGUCCACAUCGCAUUGUGAUUGAAUUUACUUUCGAAUUCACCAAGGAAUGGUUGGGUGCUAAAGAUGCGAACACUUAUAUACUACCGGAAAUAAUCUUUGAUCCUUCUUUGGUUUUAAGCCCUCAUGUCUUCUUGUUAGGUCUUCUAUUUGCGGAUCGUGCGUUUGGCCGCGUUGACGGCGAAGAAGUACUUGUCUCCGCAAGUCAGCUUUCUCAAAUCCGAAUCCGUGAGGAGUGCAAUGAGCUAAAACUACAACUUGAUUCGGCGAUGGAUGAUGUACCGGUAUUCCGGAUGUCGGAAAGGACUUUGAACGGGAUUGGCAUUUCCCCCGCUAAACCCCUUCCUUACUCAACCUUGGAACCGUGGGUCAAGAAGAUAGGAGCGAUCACAGGUAUCCGGCAGGUGACACGUCCUUAUAGUUUGCGCUAUGGAGCAGGCACGGCUCUGGACAAUAGCGGCUCUGUCAGUGAUUCUAUGCGCAAUCUUGUCAUGCACCACGCCGAUACGAGGACCUUUUUGAAGUUUUACCUCAGCAGAAGGAUCUCGAAAAAUUUGCCUGCAAUAAUUCGUGGUCUUGAUCCAGAAGAUGAUAUCAUGCGUGCAGCCUGCCGAAUGAGUCGCACUAUCGAUCCAAAUCGCCCACGGAGGCUGACUACCAAGCAAUCUUUCUCUCUGAAUCAACUGCCUGUGAUUGUCGAGUUGAAACGCCAGCGCGACGAAAUCGUUCAAUCCGUUGACGGCCCCAUAUCAAAGCACAAAGGAACAAAGUACGAAAAGUACAGAAAAUUGAAGCAAGAACUGGCAGGAACCAAAAAGCGUGAACAUGAUCGACUUCUCGCGGAAGUGCAAGAAAAGUAUGAAAGAGAGCAACCUAUGCUGGAGAUCAAGCGUCAGCUGUCAGGGAUCGACCAAAAUGGUACCUCACCCAAGCCGCUGGAAUGCUCGAACGAUGUUCCUGUUCCGCAGCAACUCUUGAUCAAAAGCCUCCUUUCUUUGCCUCGCUCGACGAUAGAAGAGGAGAUGCUUCGAAGGACUGAAGCGAUUGAUGCAGUAGCUGCAUAUUCUCAGUUCCAGGAGGGAGACACGUGUCGCCGGCCACGAGAAAAACGACCACAAGAUUCCAGUGAAAAUGAGCGAAGCUGUGAAAAUGCCCAACCGGAAAACGAAAAGGCUGUCGUAAUCAAUCAGCAAGAAUGCCCCCUAGAGUUUGCUCUUCGAUCUGCGAUGAAAGAUCAUCGGCCAUUAUUUUGUUUCAUUUGCGUGGGUCAGCCAAACCUGGACAUUCCAAAGCGAACACAACAAUUUGCCUCCCACGGAGACGUCACAAAACAUAUUAGAGUUAAGCAUUUCAAGAAAAUCAUGUCGAGCGCCACGAUAGAAUGCAAAGUAUGUGGCGAGGAGUUCGCAGAAGUCAUGCAUCUUCAGCGACAUGCUUAUGACUUUCACUCCACUGUGACUGGGCCUCUUUGGCAUGGCAUCUCGUCUGAUGCACGAUAA
Penicillium waksmanii is the source of this 2277-nucleotide messenger RNA. RefSeq names its product DUF3435 domain-containing protein. Lineage: Eukaryota; Fungi; Ascomycota; Eurotiomycetes; Eurotiales; Aspergillaceae. The record is from RefSeq and is a predicted model, not a curated record. The transcript has 5 exons. The coding region runs from base 1 to 2277 and encodes 758 amino acids.